Messenger RNA from Rotaria sordida, 576 nucleotides. The record is from the annotation of a GenBank genome assembly. Lineage: Eukaryota; Metazoa; Rotifera; Eurotatoria; Philodinida; Philodinidae.
AUGAGUACCGUCCGUAUAAAUCGCAUUCAAUCGGCUUAUCAUCGACCGGCUCGUCAACGUACUACGAAUGUUCAAGUUUCUCAUAUUAAACAACAUCCUAUUACGAAUAUGAAUACAGGUGAAUCUGAAAUUAAUGUACCUGCAUGGAGAAUCUUAGAUCCAUCAAUUUCUUCAAGACCGUUAAGUAGUUGGCAACGACCAAAAACUACUAGUAUAAGUACAAUAACAAGUACACAUAUUUCAACAGAAAGUUUUCAUUCAAAUGAAAUAGAACGUCUUUUACGAUGUCUCGAUCAUGAUGAUAAACGUAUUGUUCAAGUUGAUUGUUUAGCUGAUUAUAGAAAACUUGUACAAACAAUUAAUUUACGAAAUACACCUCUUGAUGGUAAAUCAUUAUGUACUUUACAACAACGUGAAAAUCGUAUUGUACAACGAAAUGCUUGUCGUGAUAAACGUUUUCGUUUAUUAUUGGAUACACUUGCACCAUCACAUGUAAUUGGAAUUGAAGAAAAUAAUUUCGAUGAUACUAAUCAAAAUAAGAUUUCAGAAUAUCAAUCGAAUGACUAUCCUAUAUAA